Molecule: messenger RNA, 1410 nt
Organism: Drosophila guanche
Lineage: Eukaryota; Metazoa; Arthropoda; Insecta; Diptera; Drosophilidae
Exons: 3
Coding region: 1-1410 (469 amino acids)
Source: RefSeq, a predicted model, not a curated record
AUGAAUAAACAUACCAAUAUAAGAAAUUCUGACAUUUCUGAUUUUGGAGAAUCUAUCCUUCGUCGUACCGUAAAAAACCCAGAACAAUUCGAGCUAGCAUAUUAUCAUGAAGCAGCUGAUCAAAACAUGGCUCUUAAACAAGUCUCUCAAAAAUAUAACAAGCCUUCUUAUAACAGAACAACAGAUCCAAAAUUCGAAUCAAUAAGCACGCGAAAGAAAAAAAAGUCCACUCAAUUCGAUAAUUCAAAUAAUAAAAAUACACAUUCUUUUGAGGAAAUACAUGAACAUAUUGAUGAAACAUAUGACAGUGGCUCCCAGUACCAAGCAUCGGAACCUUUUGAAUCUGAAACUUUACCACACACAAAUGUGGAAAAUAAAACAAACAAAAAACAUCGAAACCACGUUAAAACUAAAAUUAAACAUCACCAUCAUCAUCAUCAUCAUAACCAUAUUAAAGAGCUUAUAAAAACAAUACCACAACCAUAUUCGGUUGAAAAAGUUGUGCAUGUACCAAUUGAAAAAGUGGUAGAAAAAGUUGUGCAUGUUCCUAAAUUUAUAAAUGUUACCAUAGAGAAAAUUGUACACGUACCAAUAGAAAAAAUAGUCGAAAAAGUGAUUCAUAUCCCAAAACCGUAUGUUGUUGAAAAAUUAGUUGAAAAAAUAAUUCAUGUUCCCAAACCAUAUCCUGUUCUUAGAACCGUUCCGUAUCCAAUUGAAAUUAAAGUUCCGAUUCAAGUUGAAAAAAAAGUACCGUUUCCAUACAAGGUUGAAAUUGAAAGAAAAGUUCCCGUUUAUAUUCAAACAAAAGAGCCAUAUACAUUUGAGAAGUCAAGUACUGAACACUACAGUCAAUUCGACCAGCCGAAAUUUAACAUUGAAAGGGAUCAUCACAGUAGUCAAUUCGAUCAGCCGAAAUUUAACAUUGAAAGCGGCCUGGGAAACCAUCAUUACAAUAGGGUUUAUAAAUUCAAAGAACAAAAAAUUCCUAAUAAAAUAGAAGACCUUCAAUAUACUGUUGAAACGAAAAAUAAUAAACAUUUAGAGAAUAGCGGCAGUCAACAGUAUGCAUCUGCAAGCGAAAAUAUGCCCUGGAAAUUUGUAGGCAGCAAUUCACAGCUUUUAGUGAACAUGAACAAUGAAGGUCAAGGGAAGCCGCCGAAAUUCCAUAUUGAAAGCGACAAUAUGGGGGCUAAAGAGUAUGCAAAAUCUACGCUACCACCGAAACACGUUCAGCAUCAGUUAUAUAACAUAAAAGAAAUAAACCUCCCUUAUAAUGCAGCUAACUUUCAAAAAACGUUUCAACCAGAGCAGUACCAGCCAUCUGGUACAUCUAUGUCAUGGGUCGAACAAGUUGGCAGCCAACUGAACCUCAAGCCGCAUAACCUAGUGGUACUGGUGCCACUGCGAUAG